This is a messenger RNA of Penaeus chinensis, 429 nucleotides long. Its product is annotated as sperm protamine P1-like. Bases 1 to 429 code for a protein of 142 amino acids. NCBI's taxonomy places the organism in Eukaryota, Metazoa, Arthropoda, Malacostraca, Decapoda, Penaeidae. The record is from RefSeq and is a predicted model, not a curated record. The transcript has 3 exons.
AUGGUCUCUCAUACAGUUACUGGGAUGUCCUUUCUGUGUCUCUUCUCCCGGUCUUGCGCAACAGAACCGAAGGACCUCUGGGGCAAGGACAAGGGGCGAGGGGCAAGGGACGAGAGGCAAGAGGCGAGGGGCAAGGGGCGAGAGGCAAGAGGCGAGGGGCAAGGGGCGAGGGGCAAGGGGCAAGGGGCAAAGGGCAUAGGGCAAGAGGCGACGGGCGAGAGGCGAGGGGCAAGGGACAAGGGGGGCAAGGGCAAGGGGCGAGGGGCAAGGGACGAGAGGCAAGAGGCGAGGGGCAAGGGGCGAGAGGCAAGAGGCGAGGGGCAAGGGGCGAGGGGCAAGGGGCAAGGGGCAAAGGGCAUAGGGCAAGAGGCGACGGGCGAGAGGCGAGGGGCAAGGGACAAGGGGCAAGGGCCGAGGGACAAGGGAUGA